GGCACGGAACGGAAGUUUUAAUGCGCAUGCUCUCUGCUCUUUGUGUGCGAGUUGCUGGCCUCAGUUCUUUGGUCUGAGCUCGGGAAACACAACCAUGGUGAAGAAACGGAAAGGUCGGGUAGUUAUCGAUUCUGACUCAGAAGACAGUGGCAGCGAUGAAAACUUGGAGCAGGAAUUGUUAUCUUUAUCUAAGCGGAAGAGGAGUGAUUCUGAAGAGAGGGAACAGCCUGUGAGCAAACCUGCUGCAACUUCAGAUUCAGAAACUUCAGAUAGUGAUGAUGAGUGGACAGUUGGAGGAAUAAAAAACAAGAAGUUGAAAACUGGCAAAGCAAUAGAGAAAAAAGGAGUUGUGAAAAAACAGGCAAACCGAACUGCCUCUUCAGGAAGCUCUGCCAAAGAUAGCUCGGGAGAGAGUUCUGCACCAGAAGAAGGUGAAGUUUCGGAUUCUGACAGCAACACCUCCUCGAGCAGCACUGAUUCAGACACUUCGUCAGAAGAUGAAGAGUUUUGUGAUGGUUAUGGGGAGGAUUUUAUGGGGGAUGAGGAAGACCGUGCACGACUUGAGCAGAUGACCGAGAAGGAGAGGGAGCAAGAACUCUUCAAUCGAAUAGAGAAGCGAGAAGUGCUUAAGAAACGGUUUGAAAUUAAAAAGAAACUGAAAACAGCCAAGAGAAAAGAAAAGAAAGAGAAAAAGAAAAAACAUGAGGAGGAGCAGGAAAAGAAGAAACAAACUCAGAUUCAAGAUACUCAAGUACAGGUGACAUCUCAUAACAAAGAGAGAAGAUCAAAGAGGGAUGAAAAACUAGAUAAGAAAUCACAAGCUAUGGAAGAGUUGCGUGCAGAAAGAGAGAAGAAGAAGAAUAGGACUGCUGAGCUGAUUGCCCGGAAACAACGACUUAAGACAAGUGAAGUAUAUUCUGAUGAUGAUGAUGAAGAGGAAGAGGAGGAUGACAAAUCAAGUGAAAAGAGUGAUCACUCUUCUAGAUCCUCUUCUUCAUCUGAUGAAGAGGAGGAAAAAGAAGAAAUUCCACCAAAGUCUCUUCCUGUUUCUUUGCCCGAAGAGCUUAACAAAGUUCGGUUAUCAAGACAUAAGCUUGAGCGUUGGUGCCAUAUGCCCUUUUUUGCCAAAACUGUCUCUGGCUGUUUUGUAAGAAUAGGAAUUGGAAACCAUAACAGUAAACCUGUGUACCGGGUAGCAGAAAUUACUGAUGUUGUUGAAACUGGAAAGGUUUAUCAACUUGGUGGAACUCGAACAAAUAAAGGCCUGCAAUUACGGCAUGGCAGUGACCAGAGAGUUUUCCGUUUGGAGUUUGUUUCUAAUCAAGAAUUUACAGAGAGUGAGUUCAUGAAAUGGAAAGAAGCGAUGUUCUCAGCUGGCAUGCAGCUACCCACAUUAGAUGAGAUAAACAAAAAAGAAGUGUCAAUUAAAGAGGCCAUGAAUUAUAAAUUUAAUGACCAGGACAUUGAGGAAAUUGUGAAGGAAAAAGAACGGUUUAGGAAAGCUCCCUCUAAUUAUGCCAUGAAAAAAACACAACUCAUGAAAGAGAAGGCCAUGGCAGAGGAAGCUGGAGAGUCUGAAAAGGCAAAACAAAUCCAGGACCAUCUGAAUGAACUGGAAGAAAGAGCAGAAGCUUUAGAUCGGCAAAGGACUAAAAAUAUCUCUGCAAUCAGUUACAUUAAUCAGAGGAACAGAGAAUGGAACAUAGUGGAGUCUGAGAAAGCUUUAGUGGCAGAAAGUCAGAGUAUGAAACAGCAACAGAUGGAUCCCUUUACCAGGAGGCAGUGUAAACCCACCAUGGUGUCCAAUUCAAGGGAUCCUGCUGUUCAGGCUGCCAUCAUUGCUCAGCUUAAUGCAAAGUAUGGAUCCGAUGGUAAUAUUGAUUCAUUUAAAGAUAAAGGCAUGAAUCAAAGCAAAGACAAAGAUGGAAACCCCAAAUCUACAAGUGACCUCUCAGAGGACCUGUUUAAAGUGCAUGAUUUUGAUGUAAAAAUAGACUUGCAAGUUCCUAGCUCAGAAUCUAAAUCACUAACUAUUUCUUCAAAGGCACCUCCCACAAAAGAUGGUGCACCCCGCAGAUCUUUGAACCUUGAAGACUACAAGAAAAGGAGAGGGUUGAUCUGAUUCUGGCCAGCCAGCUGCUUCAGACCUUGCAUGCAUCUUUCGUCUCUUUGUUUCUUCAUGUCUUUGGUUUUUCGCAGACUGGAGUGGCAAACUUGAGAGCUGAAAAUAGACUGAAUAUUAGUCAACUAUAACAUAAACCUGCUGACUAUAGAACUUUCACCCUCACAUAUUCUGUGAUACCCUCUCCAUGUGGGAUUGUGAAUUCGUUUGGGAUGUCAGUUAUUACCCUAAGCUUAAUAUUUUUUUUUCUUCUCCCCUUUACUGCACAUCUUUUUAAUAUUCUACAUUAUGUGAGUACGAUCUCAGCAGUAACAGACAUCCGUUUUUAUAUACUGGAAAAUUGUCUGAAUGUGUGAAUUUUCAUGUAUUUAACGAAGUUGACCAUCUCAAGGAAUCUUUAAUUGUCACUAAUCACUAUAAGAAUUGUAUCUUAUUGAAAUGGUUAAAAUGUCCAAAGUACUCUGGCCCUGUCCCUUAAAGCAGUGUUAAGUCACAACCACCCACAGCCUCACCCCAGUGGAUAAUUGCUGAAGUUGAGUAAUCUCACUUCCAUGGCCAUACCAGUUCAUACCAGCAAUAGACAGCUGUGAUAGACUUUAAAAAAAAAAAAAAGUCAGAUGGCACUCUGCCAAUAACAGCUACUCAUACUAAUUCUUCCUCAUUACUCAAAGCAAGAGGGCUGCUGAGCGCUUUAGACACUAUAACCACUUUAAUGAAAUGUAGUGGUUACUGUGCCUACGGUGCUCAGAUGGUGUAUGUCUUGCAUUGAUUGGACAGGAAGACUUGAGUAAGGGGUAGUAGAUAUGGAGAGUGUAUGUAUAUAUGUUUUUUUUGUUUUUUUUGUUUGUGUUUUUUUUUCACUUGUUAUGGCUUUUUUGAAAUUCUUAUACGUUGUAAAUAAAUACCCUAUAUUGUAUGGAAGAUAAUCAUUAAAUACAAUUCUUCUUAUGCAGUGCAA
This is a messenger RNA of Pelobates fuscus (common spadefoot toad), 3080 nucleotides long. It is a transcript of the gene RTF1, whose product is annotated as RTF1 homolog, Paf1/RNA polymerase II complex component. Gene Ontology annotation, cellular component: Cdc73/Paf1 complex. The record is from RefSeq and is a predicted model, not a curated record. Lineage: Eukaryota; Metazoa; Chordata; Amphibia; Anura; Pelobatidae. The transcript has 18 exons. Bases 95 to 2122 code for a protein of 675 amino acids. Gene Ontology annotation, molecular function: RNA polymerase II C-terminal domain phosphoserine binding; DNA binding.